This is a messenger RNA of Tarenaya hassleriana, 1015 nucleotides long. RefSeq lists its product as uncharacterized. Gene Ontology annotation, biological process: maturation of LSU-rRNA from tricistronic rRNA transcript (SSU-rRNA, 5.8S rRNA, LSU-rRNA). Gene Ontology annotation, molecular function: RNA binding. Bases 88 to 753 code for a protein of 221 amino acids. Gene Ontology annotation, cellular component: nucleolus. The record is from RefSeq and is a predicted model, not a curated record. NCBI's taxonomy places the organism in Eukaryota, Viridiplantae, Streptophyta, Magnoliopsida, Brassicales, Cleomaceae. The transcript has 8 exons.
AAAACGCCGGCAAAGUUUGGUUCUCUUUCAGAAAACCCUAAACCCUAAUCUCAUCAGUCUCAACCUCUCUCUCCCUUUGACGGCGACAUGGGUGCCAAGGCGAAGAAAGCUCUGAAGAAGAAGCUGCAGAAGAUUUCCUCAUCAUCUUCUUCUUCUUCUCAGCUCGCUGUUCCCGGGAACCAGAAAGAAUCAGCUGAUUUUUUGCCAUUGGAAGGCGGUGCUGCUCGCAAAGCUCCCGACACCAAGCCUCUCGAAACCAAAGCCACGGUUUUAUACAUCGGUCGGAUCCCUCACGGGUUUUACGAGACUGAGAUGGAAGCUUUUUUUAAGCAGUUUGGAACGAUUAAGAGGCUCAGAAUUGCGCGGAACAAAAAGACUGGCAAAUCGAGGCAUUUUGGAUUCAUAGAGUUCGAAGAUUCUGAGGUGGCAGAGGUUGUAGCGGAUUGUAUGCAUAAUUACUUGUUGCUUGAGCACCUUCUGCAAGUCCAUCUGAUUCCACCAGAGCAUGUCAAGCCGAAAUUGUGGAGAGGGUUUAAUUAUCGUUACAAACCAGUAGACAGGGUUGAGAUAGAAAGAAAACAUCACAACAAGGAAAGAACACUGGAAGGGCAUAGGAAAAUGGUGGAGAAGAUAAUGAAACGAGAUGAGAAGCGGAGAAAGAGAAUAGAGGAUGCAGGAAUAGAGUAUGAAUGCCCAGAGAUUGUGGGGAGUGUCCAACCAGCUCCCAAGAAGAUCAGGUUUGCUGAUGAUUAAAUGACAGUGAGCAGCAGACCAUUGGUCCCAAUGAACUAUAGGAAUCAACUCUGUUUGUACUUUGAUAAGAUCCAAACACAACACUUGCUAAAUUGGUUUUGUAAUCUCCCUCAACGCGUUUCAAUAUCUUCUUUUCCUUUUUGGUUUUGUUGGUGAUUGGAAAUCCGUAUUCUGGGUACAUGCGGGUCCUGAAAAUCCACGGUUACAGGUGGCAGUUUUCUUUGGAGAUUAUUGAGGCUUAUUGAAGAAUGUCAAGGAUACA